AUGAAGCUGCACGUGCUACUUGCUGCGGUGACUCUCGGUGUCCACGUCUCGCUGUCUGAGUCCGCUCCAGGACACACGGACACUCAGCUGCCUUUUCUGAUGCGUUUAGGAGAGGAGUACUUCUUCAGGAUGGACAACACCGCUCACAGCCCGCGCGCGCCCGACCGGAGAUCCCCGUCACGUACCGAGGCACUUCAGCUGCAGCUCACGCAGCGGCUGUUAGGAGGCAAAGUCGGUAGUGUCGGUAACGAGAUCAUGAACAGCUUCUUGGAACGCGAGCGCCGGUCUGAGGACCCGCCAAUCUCGCUGGAUCUGACUUUUCACCUGUUGCGCGAGGUGCUGCAGAUGGCGCGAGCCGAACAACUGGCCCAGCGCGCGAGCAACAACCGCAAAAUUAUGGACGAUUUAGGGAAAUAAAUAAUGAAUUACACAAAAAAUGCUUUUAAUUCCAUUUCUAAAGUAAUAUAAGACAUGUUUACGGUUUACCCAUGUGAAUACUUUGAGUUUAGUGUCUUUUCCCAUCUCUUUUCAUGUAUUCAGAAACAGGCAUAUUUGACAUAUACAAAAGAGACUGUUUAUACAUUUAUUCAUAAUUCUUUAUUUUGUAUUUUAUUCAGCAGUAAAGAUUAUCAUUUAAUAUUUAACAGUUGUGGAUUAUACCUGUUCAAAUUUCUAACUAUUAAUGUAGGCCUAGUCUAUGAUUGUCAAAGUAACAAAAUAUUAGUUAUGAAGUA
Megalobrama amblycephala (Wuchang bream) is the source of this 734-nucleotide messenger RNA. It is a transcript of the gene crha, whose product is annotated as corticoliberin-2. The record is from RefSeq and is a predicted model, not a curated record. Gene Ontology annotation, molecular function: hormone activity. NCBI's taxonomy places the organism in Eukaryota, Metazoa, Chordata, Actinopteri, Cypriniformes, Xenocyprididae. Bases 1 to 417 code for a protein of 138 amino acids. The transcript has a single exon. Gene Ontology annotation, cellular component: extracellular region.